ACUUCGCUUUCACCUGCGUGCUUGGCACCAUGCUGGCUCUGGUGGUCUUCUCGUUGGGUUGUACUGUCGAAGUCAAAAAGCUCUGGUUCCACAUCUGCAGGCCGUGGGGCAUCGGCUUGGGUAUCGUAUGCCAGUUUGGGCUGAUGCCUUUCAUUGGGUACGUCCUGUCCAUCGCUUUUGCUUUGAAUCCCGUCCACGCUGUUGCUGUCCUCAUCAUGGGAUGCUGUCCUGGUGGAAUCAUUUCAAACGUAAUUACCUACUGGAUCGAUGGGGACAUGGACCUCAGCAUUGCCAUGACAACCUGUUCAACCAUCCUAGCUAUGGGGAUGAUGCCUUUGUGUCUGUAUAUCUACUCUUCCUCAUGGGUGCAGUCAGGCAGCAUUAAAAUCCCUUAUACCAACAUAGGUAUCACCCUGGUAUCGCUGAUUGUACCUGUCAGUGCUGGAAUUUUUGUAAAUUACAGAUGGCCAAAGCAUGCCAAGAAAAUUCUAAAGGUGGGAUCCAUAUUGGGCUGGUUAAUCAUUGCCAUUGUGACAGUGAUUAGUGUGGUGUUGUUCAAAGGCUCAUGGGUAGUCGAUACCUCAGUUUUAAUCAUUGGAAUCAUAUACCCGAUCAUUGGCUACGUGUCUGGCUUUGGAUUGGCAUUUCUUUUAAGGCAACCCUGGAAAAGAUGCAGGACAAUUUGCUUAGAAACGGGUGCUCAGAAUAUUCAGGUGUGUGCUACUGUGCUUCAGACGUCUUUUACUCCCAAACAACUGGUCCUCAUGUUCUCCUUCCCGCUCAUCUACUGUAGCUUCCAGUUCCUGCAUGGAGUCAUCUUUGUUAUAGCUUACCAGUUAUACAAAAGAAAAUUCAGAAAAGUCCUGCUGGAAACAUCAGUACAAGAAGAACCCAACAAGGUGUCUGAAGGCAACGGCAUCACCUGUAAGGACAUGAAACCAAUAGCAGAAAUAUUUACACAUGAUGAACGAAAGAGCAGCAAGAUGUGAAGAAGGAAAAUGAGCAACAGCAUUGAAUAUAAAGAGCGAAAGGCUAAAAUUAGACCGGUGGAAGGACAAGUCACACUAUGAACCUACGUUAAAAAUAACUUAUCAACAUAAUGUUUUUCAUUAACCCUUCCUCAAGGAAAUGCUACUUUUACAAUUGUAUUUUUAGCAGACUGUAUAAAAAAGUUUAUGGUUUAUAGAUCUUACCCGUUUCUAAAGGUUUUCCAACAAUUAACCUAAAUUAAUAUAUUUCUAAUACAAAUAUGCUAUAUCUAGCAAGGCUGUGUAAUUCAGGACAAGAGAAGUUGUAUUGGGGUGCUAAGUUGGCGGUUAGAGCAACCAUCACAAGACCAGAAAUAGAUGGAGUCCAGCAAGACUAGAGAAUCUACAAGAGCUAGAGGGAGCCAAUAGCUGCAUGAGUCUGCUUGAAGCCUUCGUGUCAACUGAAUCGCUCCAGGGCUGCACAAGCAGACGAGGAAAGAGAAGCUAAAAGAUGACAUGUUUUGUGUGGUUCACCACUCUGACUGUCUUUGACCCAGUUAUGUGUAUGAUAAACACUUCCCAGUCUGAAACGGGCUCUUUCAGCAAUCAAAAAUGUAAAGCAUAUUUCCAAGAAUUAGGCCUGUUAUGGAAAUUUCAGGUUAGAAAGAUGAAGAUAUUUAUUUUAUAUAUUUAAUAUUUUUUCGACGGCUGACAGGAAUGCAAAGGCGCCAGUCUGCCUGAGCUACAGGCGUAUCUGGCAAAACAGCGAAGCAAAUGUGCAAAGCAAAAUACUGCACAUUAUUGCUGACUUAUCAGACUCUGUUUUCGAUGCAAAUGAUCUGGAGUUCGAAAUUGAAAGGGAUGUACCAGCAUCAGCUGAUCGAUCCCCAGCUGCUUGUAGUGCUGAAUGCGUUGUGUGAAGACACUACUAUUUGUAGUUAUAAGUCGACACACACCUCAAAAGAGUUUAGGAUUGGAACAUCUCUCAUAUCGGGGAACGGAUAUGGUGCUGUGAACUGGGACUUGAAGCUUUUGAAGUUACAAGAUCGCCAGUCCACUUCCAGUUAGGCCACCCUUGACCUAUCUGGGGUCCUGUUGUGACACAAAUCAAACAUGCUCUGAUCCGGCUGUCUUUCAAAUAUAAAAUAAGAAUAGUGGAGAUUCACAUUAAGUGGGCUGAAUCCAGAAGUGUAUCCAUAUGGUACAAACUGCAUGUUAGCACAGUUCACACUAGGGUAGGAGGGUCCUGGGAUAUUAUUUGAUUGAGCUGCCCCAGGGUCUAUUACUGUGGUCACUUAGGCACUGAAAAUAAUGGCACAGCAGAGCCAUUAACCAUAUUUAAGGCUGGAGGGUACCAGCAGUCCACCCAAAGGCCAUAGCAUUUUAGAGACCCCUCUAUCUAGUAAAGAGCUAAAGGCUUGGAGCAAGGUGCGAUAUGAGUGCAAUAAAGAGUAUGCGGUGAAAGCGAGGAAGUUAUUCCAUAGAAUACCUGGGGUC
Polypterus senegalus (gray bichir) is the source of this 2465-nucleotide messenger RNA. Its product is annotated as solute carrier family 10 member 6-like. Gene Ontology annotation, biological process: bile acid and bile salt transport. Gene Ontology annotation, molecular function: bile acid:sodium symporter activity. The record is from RefSeq and is a predicted model, not a curated record. The transcript is spliced from 6 exons. Bases 30 to 989 code for a protein of 319 amino acids. Lineage: Eukaryota; Metazoa; Chordata; Cladistia; Polypteriformes; Polypteridae. Gene Ontology annotation, cellular component: membrane.